UACCAGGGACCAUUAUUGUCAUUUUCUUAACCACCUUUCUCCUCUACACAAGCUUAAAAAGCAACAGUGGUGGUUCAUAUCGUCAGAUACUACUCUCUCUCUAGAAACCUUCGUCUACCUUUACUUUCUCUCUCUAAAAAUCUUCAAGCACAACAACAAUGAGGACAGCUAUGUUGAAAUCGAUCCGUUCAUCUCUUCAGAAAUCUUCCUCCACCGCCGCCGGCCGCCGGAGCUACUCAUCGGAAUCUGCACCGGAGCGUAAGGUUGCUAUUCUAGGGGCUGCCGGCGGUAUCGGACAACCGCUUUCACUCCUCAUGAAACUAAAUCCUCUUGUAUCUAGCCUCUCGCUGUACGAUAUCGCCGGUACUCCUGGUGUCGCUGCUGACGUCAGCCACAUCAACACCAGAUCUGAGGUGGUUGGUUACAUGGGUGACGAAAAUCUUGGAAAGGCAUUGGAAGGUGCUGAUGUAGUCAUCAUUCCAGCUGGCGUACCGAGGAAGCCUGGUAUGACACGUGAUGAUCUUUUCAACAUCAAUGCUGGCAUUGUUAAGGGUUUGUGCACAGCUAUCACCAAGUAUUGCCCACACGCACUGGUUAAUAUGAUCAGUAACCCGGUCAAUUCUACUGUGCCCAUUGCUUCUGAGGUCUUCAAGAAAGCAGGUACAUAUGACGAGAAAAGGCUGUUCGGUGUGACCACACUUGAUGUUGUCAGGGCGAAAACUUUCUAUGCUGGAAAGGCAAAGGUUCCAGUUGCAGGUGUUAAUGUGCCUGUUGUUGGUGGCCAUGCUGGCAUCACCAUUCUACCUUUGUUUUCACAAGCUACACCACAAGCAAACAACUUAUCAGAUGAAGAGAUAGUUGCUCUAACAAAAAGAACUCAAGAUGGUGGUACGGAGGUUGUGGAGGCAAAGGCUGGAAAGGGUUCUGCCACACUCUCAAUGGCUUAUGCAGGAGCGAUAUUUGCCGAUGCAUGUUUGAAAGGACUUAAUGGGGUCCCAGAUGUUGUGGAAUGCUCAUUUGUGCAAUCAAAUGUAACCGAACUACCUUUCUUCGCUUCCAAGGUGAGGCUCGGCAAGAACGGUGUAGAGGAAGUCCUAGGCCUGGGUGCACUUAACGACUAUGAGAAACAAGGUUUGGAAGCCCUUCUGCCUGAGCUAAAGUCAUCCAUCGAGAAGGGAAUCGCGUUUGCUAACAAGAGCUAAACAAAGCCACCUUUUCAUUUGCGCGCGCAUGAAUUAAGUUUACAAAAAGAAAUUGUCACAGUUUUGAACUUUUCAGGAGGCGCUAGGUUCAUAGUUCACUUACCUGCCCAAUAAAAAGGGAUGCAGAUGCUCCCCAUAUACCCUUGCAAAUUCCUAAGGAGUGUUAGUUUGUUUCAUUCUAUGGGCGUUUUCGUUGUUGUCUAAUAACUAUUUUCAUUCUAGUCGUCAAAAGUGAACGAUGCCUGUUUGGUUACAGGCUUUUAAGAACUCAUGAUCACUUUUUUAGCACACUCAGUAUCAUUUCUUUCCAAGUGAAUGUCUACACAGAGGAGACACCAAA
Helianthus annuus (common sunflower) is the source of this 1542-nucleotide messenger RNA. RefSeq names its product malate dehydrogenase 1, mitochondrial. Gene Ontology annotation, biological process: tricarboxylic acid cycle; malate metabolic process. Gene Ontology annotation, cellular component: mitochondrion; cytoplasm. The coding region runs from base 159 to 1202 and encodes 347 amino acids. Lineage: Eukaryota; Viridiplantae; Streptophyta; Magnoliopsida; Asterales; Asteraceae. The transcript has 7 exons. The record is from RefSeq and is a predicted model, not a curated record. Gene Ontology annotation, molecular function: L-malate dehydrogenase (NAD+) activity.